This is a messenger RNA of Asterias rubens (European starfish), 4170 nucleotides long. Its product is annotated as electron transfer flavoprotein-ubiquinone oxidoreductase, mitochondrial-like. Gene Ontology annotation, biological process: electron transport chain. Gene Ontology annotation, molecular function: iron-sulfur cluster binding; electron-transferring-flavoprotein dehydrogenase activity. Gene Ontology annotation, cellular component: mitochondrial inner membrane. The record is from RefSeq and is a predicted model, not a curated record. NCBI's taxonomy places the organism in Eukaryota, Metazoa, Echinodermata, Asteroidea, Forcipulatida, Asteriidae. The transcript has 13 exons. The coding region runs from base 2 to 1825 and encodes 607 amino acids.
GAUGGCGCUGUCCACGUCGAGACUAUGCCGUGCUGCGUGCAGAUAUGCCAGAGUGUCUACUAAGGCAUCGUACUGCACAUCCACAACACCCAAAAUCACUACACACUACACAGUCGUCCCAAGGGAAAAAGAUGAAAGAUGGAAAGAUGUGGAGAUGGAACGUUACGCUGAUGAGGCUGAUGUUGUGAUCGUAGGAGGCGGCCCAGCCGGGAUGGCCGCUGCCAUCAAACUCAAACAACUGAGUCUAGAAAAAGGAACUGAACUCAGGGUGUGUCUGGUGGAGAAGGCUGCUGAAAUAGGUGGUCACACACUCUCUGGAGCGUGCGUUGAGCCCCGGGUAUUUGAUGAGCUUAUACCUGACUGGAAGGAGAAAGGCUUGCCCCUUCUCACCCCUGUAAAGGAGGACAAAUUUGGGAUCCUGACGGAGAAGGGACGAAUUCCAAUUCCAAUUUUUAAAGGGCUUCCAAUGUACAACCAUGGCAAUUACAUUGUGAGGUUGGGUAACGUUGUACGCUGGCUCGGUGAAUACGCAGAAGAGCUGGGAGUUGAGAUAUAUCCUGGCUACCCAGCAAGUGAGAUUCUGUAUCAUGAAGAUGGAAGUGUUAAAGGCAUAGCAACCAGCGAUGUGGGAAUUGCAAAGGAUGGCUCACCAAAGGACACAUUUGAGAGAGGAAUGGAGCUCCAUGCAAAAUGUACAAUCUUCGCCGAGGGAUGCCAUGGUCAUCUAGGCAAGGAACUGUACAAGAAGUUUGACCUCAGGAAGGACUGUCAACCACAGACAUACGCCAUCGGUCUGAAAGAGGUAUGGGAAGUUGAUCCAAGCCAGCACCAUCCAGGGCGAGUGGAACACACCGUGGGUUGGCCACUGAAACUUGACACAUACGGUGGCUCAUUCCUCUACCACUUGGAUGAGGGCUCCCCAACAGUUGUCGUUGGGUUUGUCGUUUGUCUAGAUUACAAAAACCCAUACAUCAGUCCAUUCAAAGAGCUACAGAGAUUCAAGCAGCAUCCGUCCAUCAGGCCCACGUUUGCAGGAGGCACAAGGAUAGCUUAUGGUGCAAGGGCCCUCAAUGAGGGCGGUGUACAGUCCAUUCCGAAGCUAGCUUUCCCCGGAGGCAUGUUAAUUGGAUGCAGCCCGGGCUUCAUGAACGUGCCUAAGCUUAAAGGUACCCAUAAUGCCAUGAAAAGCGGCAUGAUCGCAGCGGAGACGCUGUUUGAAAAGCUCACUCAGGAAAAUCCCUCGUCGGAAACAGCAGGGUUAUACAUUGAAGACUAUGAGCCCAAGCUGAAGGAUAGUUGGUUGUGGAAGGAGCUGUACUCAAUAAGAAACAUCAGACCAGCGUUCUAUAAUCCUCUAGGAGUCUACGGGUCUAUGCUGUAUGCGGGCAUCUUUUACCUCCUAGGAAGAGGGAAGGAACCAUGGACACUGAAGCAUCAUGGUAAGGACAACGAGUAUUUAAAACCAGCGGCGGAGUGUACCCCCAUCGAGUACCCCAAGCCAGACAAUGAGGUGAGCUUUGACCUCCUCAGCUCCGUGGCUCUCAGCGGGACCAAUCACGAGAGCGAUCAGCCGGCCCAUCUCACACUGCUGGACGACUCUGUUCCUGUCAACCAUAACCUGAGUCUGUACGAUGGACCAGAAGGAAGGUUUUGCCCUGCUGGUGUCUAUGAAUACGUUCCCAAAGAGGAAGGAGAAGGGAUGAGACUACAAAUCAAUGCAGCCAACUGCGUCCACUGCAAAACCUGCGACAUCAAAGACCCCACCCAAAACAUCAACUGGGUUGUACCUGAAGCCGGUGGUGGCCCAGCCUAUAGUGGCAUGUAACGACUGGUUACUGGUGGCCUAGCAUACUGUGGAAUGUAAUGACUGGCUACUAGUGGCCUAGCAUACUGUGGAAAAUAUCUUUCACUGAAGGGGGAGGGGGGUGGGGGCAUUGGUUGCUAAGCCAAUAUUGCAAUAAUUAGAACAGUUGCUGGCCAUUAACCCUUGGAGCAGCUGCGAGGGAAAUACAUUUAUGACCCACUGGGCGCGCUCGGAAGGCAGAUUGUAUUUACGGGUUAAUGACUAUGUUUGGAGGGCACAAUUCUGGUUCUAACGUUCUGAACAGAGUUAUGGAUGUUCCCUGGACCCAUUGAAGCAGUCUGAAAAUUUACACAUUGGUUCACUACUGAAAGGCUAAUUCAAAGGAUUAAGUUUUUGAGCACACAUAAGAAUUUUGUGUGUACACUAAUUCGGGUCCAUUUUGACUAAUCUGCCAGUCCACACUAUUUUGUCAACCUCUGGGUUAACCCACCCAGAAAACACUAUAGUAUAUGAAAGUUUAUGGGUAGUUCCAAAAAAUCAAGCAGCAGACUUUAUCCAAAUACUUUGUAGUUAAUAAAAAAAAAUAAAAAGUAUGAAGCUGGUCCUUCUGCCUGCGCCCCUCGGCUGCUCAAAAGGUUAAAAGCUGGUGGCUCAAAUUAACUAUUGACCCAAAUUUUGUAUAGAGAUCCUUCAGCAGGAAAUAAUUUGCUAAGCAAAAUACGCAGGAUACCAGUCUUGGAUGAUACAUGUUACAUGGAGUGUUGUCCGGUAUCCGCACUUGCCCAACUCAACAUACACAUGAACUAACAAACCUGUGAAAGUUUAAGCUCAAUCCGUCUUUAAAGUCAUAAGAAAAUAGUUGAGGUCCACAUUUCAUGUUAUCAUUGUUUAGAUGUUGGCCACGCGAGAUCAAAACGUUUUGGACUCCCGAGAAAAUAGCAUUCCUGGGCAGGUGUAUUUCAAGUGAAGUUUUCAACCAUGACCAUAUCCAAGUCUGUGAACAUUAAUAUUGUAAUUUUACCAAUGUUGUAUCCGACCUGUAAUUGACCAGAAGUGCCCCCUAGAAUGGUGCACCCCUUGUAUUCUCCACCCUAAAAUUUGAGCCUAGUUUCAGCGAAGAUUGGAACUUUUCCAAGUGUGAUUGAUGUGAAUUGUAAAUUCCUGUUUUUAAUUUUGGAUAAUUUGGUCAUGAAAUAAAACAAAUUUUUGUUAAUUUAUUACAGAAAUAAACUGAGUUUUGAGGCUUAAAACUGUCGUGUUGUUGAGAGAAAUGAUUGUGCUCAAAGGCUCUCCAAACUUUUGGAAAAAGACGGGGACCAAUUCAGGCAUAGAAAAAUGUUUGUUUUUUUUUACAUGCCUUUUUAACAGAAUAUUUGUGUACAUGCAACAACAAUGCAAAAUAUUUGAAUUUCUUUGUUAUCUAGUGUGUCUUGAUAAUCUCAUCAUUGUGGAUUGCUUGAUUUUGUUUUUUAAGAAGAUUGCAUUUGAAACUGGUGUUUAAAUUCUGUCGGGGUUGGCCUGCUGCCGAGUGCAUAAUUUUUCCCAGGAAAAUUGCAUUAUGUGUGAAAGGAACUACGCUGGCAGUUGGGUUAUUGUUCCCAAGGAACUUCUGGGGUUUUAAUUCCUGGGAAUAGGCUCUGUGGUGUGUAGAGGGGCCAUAAUAAUCAGAGUUACUGGGUUGUGUGAGACUGAGGAAGGGUCCAAGUAGGCUGGUAUUAAUCACUCAAUGAAGUUGGGGUUUAUGGAGCGGCCGAGAUUCUAUUUGAAUUGUGUUCACAAACGUGCAAUUUCUAAAUCGACUACUGAGGCUUGUUUCUUGUUGGCUGCAUAUAUUUAUAAUGUUUACCAGAACUGGAUGAAUAAAGUAUUUGAAAUGUUUGACAUUCAUGACAUCUACUUUAACCUUUGACAAAGACUCUCCUUUGGUCAAAAUAUAAGCCACUACAAUGUUUUUGUAGUUUUUCUACUCUCCUUUUUGAAGAGAUGGUACAUUUUAAAACCAAAUUUGAAAACAUAAUCAAGUGUUUAACAGUUAAUUUACCGAUUCUGUCGUCAAACUUUCCCAGUAGAAUUUUGGUCAUCCAAACCUUUUGAAUUGCUCUACAACCAACAGCAUAAGUAAAUCUUCUGUCUGGGUACCAUUAAUUACUAGUUAGUUGAACACUAGCAGUAGGAAUUGAGUUCCCUGCAUUCAGCGAUGCAUCCUUAGCCGUGGAAUGCAUUUUGAACACCAGGUAACAUCUUUGAAUAAUUGUAUCGUUCUAUUAAUAUUGUACAUUCCUGUGAUUUUAUUUUUUCAAGCCUUAUUCUCAAGGAUUUGUCAAAUGCAAAAUGGAAGAAAGGGUUUAAUCUGUGGUUUUAAAAUA